AUGGAACCUUACGUAGCAGCGUAUUCUAUGAUGUCCUUGGGGAGGACUUUUGACGGAUCGCUUUUGAGACGGCUCGUGCUGUUGACCCUAACGCCAAGCUUGGUGAGCGGUAUAUUCAACAAGGUCAAGAGCUGGAUCGCAGCAGCGAUCCCGAUCUGUGGAAUUGCCCUCAAUACUUUGAGUUGUGCAGGAGCUUCUAAGAUUGCCAUCCCUGAACUUGACAUUGCAGAUGCUAGCUCUACCGACUAUAUGAAUGUUAUUUUUGCCAAUAACGCAAACGAGAAAUGGAUUUAUACUAAUUACGUUUACCUUCAGGUUAUCGAAGCUUGUCCUGGCUAUGCUAGGUGUGUGGAAAUUACUGUUUGGGGUGUUGCUAAUCCGGUAAAGGACGACCUUUGCGAUGAGAGAGCAUUCACAGACGCGCUAAUAGAAAAUGCAUUCUUAGGAUCUCUUGUGUGCUAG
This is a messenger RNA of Penicillium atrosanguineum, 462 nucleotides long. RefSeq lists its product as uncharacterized. The record is from RefSeq and is a predicted model, not a curated record. Lineage: Eukaryota; Fungi; Ascomycota; Eurotiomycetes; Eurotiales; Aspergillaceae. Gene Ontology annotation, molecular function: hydrolase activity, hydrolyzing O-glycosyl compounds. The coding region runs from base 1 to 462 and encodes 153 amino acids. The transcript has 3 exons. Gene Ontology annotation, biological process: carbohydrate metabolic process.